This is a messenger RNA of Cavia porcellus (domestic guinea pig), 1711 nucleotides long. It is a transcript of the gene Dnase2b, whose product is annotated as deoxyribonuclease 2 beta. Bases 581 to 1576 code for a protein of 331 amino acids. NCBI's taxonomy places the organism in Eukaryota, Metazoa, Chordata, Mammalia, Rodentia, Caviidae. Gene Ontology annotation, molecular function: deoxyribonuclease II activity. Gene Ontology annotation, biological process: apoptotic DNA fragmentation. The record is from RefSeq and is a predicted model, not a curated record. The transcript has 6 exons.
UGGAGGAAUGUUAGGCAGAGACCUCUAGGUUUCUGGCUUAUGUGGUUACAAGAAUAUGUUUUCUAACAGCAUUGGAUGAGCAGAUGUGGAGGAAAAUACUAUAAAAUUGUGGAUUUGAAGGUUUCUGAGAGAGAUUUUUAUUUAUCUGGAUCUCCACAUAGCAAUCUGAGCUAGAAAUAGCAUAUAAUUGGAGGUGCACACCAAGGAAAAAUAUUUAACAGUUCUAGUUAUUAACUAAUGAGCAAUGGCACCCUAGUUGCCCACAAAUGUUUCACUGAUAUGUGGAAGACCACUAGGAUGACUCUUCCUGAAAGAAGACCAUUUGUCUCCAUUUUGGCUAAGCCUUGCAUUAAUUCCUUGUAUUAACAGAUACGGAGCUAGCUAUGAUAAUAUUCUACUCCCUCAUUUGGCUUUAAGCAACGUAAAUGGGUCUUGCAGGGGCGCCAAUGUGUAGCCUUUGAAGCAAUGCAACAGAUCAGUGAUGCCCAACCUAUGUAUAGCUCCCUACUACUGAGUGUGAGCUAGUGAGCUAGGCCAAGAGAUGCUGCACUGUUGGCUGAACUGAAUCUCAAGAAAGACUAUGACAUUUCCAGGCAGAAGGGCCAGACACCAAAGGUUUAUUUUCUAUAAGCUGCCUAAGAAACAAGACAAGGAGAGUAGAGAGACCGGGCUAGAGUACCUUUACCUAGACUCCACAAUUAGAAGCUGGAAGAGAAGUGAACUACUGAUAAAUGCCACCAGGAGUGCUUUGGGGAGGACUUUACAACAGCUGUAUGAAACCUAUGCUUUCAAGGAUAACAACACAGCCUAUGUACUAUACAAUGAUGGAGUUCCUAAAUCUGCGGGUUACAGCAGAAACUUUGGACACACCAAAGGUUUACUACUGUGGAACAGAAUCCAGGGAUUUUGGCUGAUUCAUUCUAUUCCCCGAUUUCCUCCAAUUCCUGAAGAAGGCUACGAUUAUCCAUCCACAGGGAGACGGAAUGGACAAAGUGGCAUCUGUAUAACUUUCAGAUAUAACCAGUAUGAAACAAUAGAUUCUCAGCUCUUGGUCUGCAACCCAAACAUCUAUAGUUGUUCCAUCCCUGCUACGUUUCACCAAGAGCUCUUCCACCUGCCCCAGCUGUGCGCCGGGUCCCACUCGGCUAAGAUCCCUGUCCGGCACCUCACCACCCUCCAGUCAGCCCAGGGACAAAGCUUUCUCCAUUUUGCAAAAUCUGAUUCAUUUCAUGACGAUAUUUUCGCAGCCUGGAUGGCUCAACAGUUGAAAACUCACUUGCUAACAGAAACCUGGCAACGAAAGAGACAAGAGCUUCCUUCAAACUGCUCCCUUCCUUACCACAUCUACAAUAUCAAAGCCAUUAAGAUAUCUCACCAAUCUUACUUCAGUUCUUACCAAGAUCAUGCAAAAUGGUGUAUUUCCCAAAAGGGCACUAAAGAUCACUGGACAUGCAUUGGAGACCUAAAUCGGAGCCCACACCAAGCCUUCAGAAGUGGGGGAUUUAUUUGUAACCAAAAUCAGAAUAUUUACCAAGCAUUUCAAAAAUUAGUUUUGUAUCAUGAGGACUGUAACUAAACUUGGUGAAAGGAUACAUGCACUACCACAGAAACGUUGAUAAUAGAUCUAAUAUCACUAGACACAUUCUUUAUAUAUUAAAACCUUCUCCAUAAAUUCAACAUAUCACUAAAUAAAACAACUUUUCCAUACUUA